ACUGCGGAACAGCAAAUUCAAACGAAUUACUCACAACACUGAUUCAAUCGAAGCAAGAACAGAAUCAGAAUCCUUCACUUGGGAAGGAAAUCGGAGAUGGAAGAGCUGCAGGUAGCCAACAGAGAGGAGGGAAGGGGAGUGAAGGAGACGAACCUGAAGCUUUUUAAUUGAAACCCUAAGAUUGGACACCCCUGCUCGACGAUGGAAACGUGUCGUCUCGUCUGUGAAUGAAUGCGAGGGCAUUUCCGAGCUCGGAGCUAUUUAUCGUCGUGAGCAGACGGAUGGCCUUUUCGCUUGACGAUCCGCGCGAGAGUGCUCCUCAAGCUCUGUCGUCCGUCGAUUGGAAUUUCAACGGUGGAGAUACCCUGCACGAACUUCAAACGGAUUGCUGACGUGGCCAGUGCCCGCCAUAGCCCCUGGCAAGCUUUCGUCUAUUAUAUAUCAUUUUGGGCUUCCCGCUACUCGGACGGCUUUUUCUAUUGGGUAGAAGUAAAUUACUUUUUGCACCCAGAACUUUUAAUAAUUUUUCAUAUUACGCCACAAUCUGAACAUGUGAAAAAUCUAAAACUAAAGGAAACCAGGGAAACAAGAAAUUUAGGAUUGCUUUGAUGAAUUGUGGAUCAAUCUAUAUGAAAUUUCAUCAAUGUCAUUGUUAUAGUAUAGAUAAUCAUCAUAUCAUCAAAUUUUAUUUUAAGAAAAUGACUUUUCUAUUGACAAAUUGUCCAUCCGAUCUGCCGAAUGUGAAUACUUCAAAUAAUGCCCAUGAUUGUGGCCAAAAUUACUACCCCUACCACCGUGUCUAUUCAGCUUACAAAUUCGAUAGAAAUGGUCGACAUGAAUAGCAUUAUUCUUUGUUUUUUUCCUAACAAGAAAUCUUGGAAGCGACUUUUUCUGUCAAUUUUUGUGAUAGUUGAGGGUAGUGGCGCAAAGUGGUAUAACAUCCCAAACUAGGUGGUGCAUAAUGGAACCAUUGAAACUUUAGGGUGCAGAAUAGAUAAUAGGCUAACAUUCAGGGCGUAAACACCAAAAUUUUCGUUUUUUACCGAAGCGGACACUGUCCAGGGGCCGCUGUACUCCGCAGGUGAGCUUGCUUGUGCUGUCUCCGGAGGCUUCUCUACUGCUUGCUCCGGCGGCGAGGCGAAGACGAAGCUCUUCUUCAUCUUUGAAAUGCUUCUAUGCAUCCGAAUAACAAAGCUGAUGGUUUCUCCUCGCCGAUUCUUCACGGCGCCUCGUUGCCUCUGCUCCAAACUCCAUAGCUCUUCGUUAUCUCAGUCUGUGGCAUCAAGCUAUCUUCAUGAGGAAUGCGAUGACUUCUUGCCCUGGUUGGAGCAGAAAGCUGGUGUUGCAAUAUCAUCAGCUGUUUCAAUAGGAAGAUCUACCUAUGGAAGGUCUCUUUUUGCUACGAAGAUAAUUGAAACUGGGUCCUCCAUAUUGAAGGUCCCUUUUCACGCGCAAAUAUCACCAGAUAAUCUCUACCCAGAAAUAAAGAUUUUGUUGGGGGAUGAAGUAGGAAAUGUGGCAAGGCUUGCAACAGUUAUCCUGGUUGAGAAGAAAAAGGGUCCUGAAUCUGGAUGGGCUCCCUAUAUAAGUCGCCUUCCCUUGCUCGGUGAGACGCAAACUACUUUAUUUUGGAGCGAAGAUGAACUGGAGAUCAUUAAGCAAAGCCCCGUAUACCUGGAAACAAUACGUAAGAAAGCUGAAAUCAGAAGACAAUUUUUGACACUUAAGCCUGUUCUUGAUCAAUUCCCCCAAAUUUUUGACGGGAUCAAAUUUGAAGAUUUCUUGCAUGCAUAUACUCUAGUUGAAUCUCGAGCAUGGGAAAGCAGCAAGGGUUUUUCUAUGAUUCCACUUGCAGAUUUUCUAAAUCACGAUGGGCUUGCAAAAGCUAUCGUAUUGAGUGAUGAAGAAGAGCAGAUCUCAGAGGUACUUGCAGACCGUGAUUAUGCUCCAGGAGAACAGAUAUGGAUAACAUAUGGAAAAUUUUCCAAUGCAACCUUGCUAUUGGAGUUUGGGUUUACACUGCCACACAACAUUCAUGAUGAGGUUCAUUUACAUUUUAAGAUACCUUCUCAUGACCCUCUGUACAAAAUGAAGUCAGAGCUCUUGGAAAGACUUCGCUUUCCAACAUUGAAAGAUUUGAGGGGCUUCAAGCAUCAUGCUGAUUCUUUCACUAUCAAAGAAGUCAGAUCUGCUACAGGGAAGGGCUAUGGUAUCCCCCAAUCACUUCGAGCAGCUGCUCGUGUUCUAUGCUGCACUUCUGCUGAAGAGCUAUGCUAUGUGGUGGAGGAAGCCAUGGAAAACGACGGACGGUUAGGUCGUCGUCCUUUCAAGAACAUUGAGAGAGAGAUCCAAGCACAUGAGAUCCUGCUAUCUCAAAUUACUACAUUGAUCGGCGAAUACACUGAAUCCAUAAAGUUACUGGUCAGCACUAGUCCAGCGGGCAAUAGACAUGAUAGUCGAGAGAGGAUGGCCCACGAUCUCCUGGCGGGCGAGCUCCGCGUCCUCAAAGCCGCAUCUCUCUGGCUGCAGAAUUACAUUCUUACCCUCCACCACUCUGCAUAGAGCAAAUUUGUCCGAUCACUCCAGCAGAUGAAGAUUACUUACGCGAUCAACUGCAAACACAACAUUACACGAAAGUGGGCCCGGAGUUUGCCCGAACAGUCGGUAGGGGCUCAUGUUGUUCCUGCAGUCUUCGUUUCCUCAAACUAGCAAGGACUAGUCAACUGAUGGAACAGAUCCUUCCAAAUCCGGCAAAUGCAACCGGGCCCGGUUUCACAUCUCAUUUUUAGUACCUUAAAUAUCUGGACGCCAUCCUUUUUUGGUUGAAAAAUGGGAAUGUCUGCCUGUUAUGGUGAAAGUUUGCUCUUUUGUACUUGUUGAUGGUAUCAAUAGUAUGUCACCAGUUCGUACUUAAAA
This is a messenger RNA of Punica granatum (pomegranate), 2916 nucleotides long. The record is from RefSeq and is a predicted model, not a curated record. Lineage: Eukaryota; Viridiplantae; Streptophyta; Magnoliopsida; Myrtales; Lythraceae.